CUCACUUAUCUCCGGCAAUAAACAACCACCUCCAGUAUAAAUAGCUGAGAGUUUUGCUGUGCUGGGAGCAGCGGGCAGAGCAGCUGACGGCAAAGGAACGGGUUGGAACGCUUUGCAAGAUGAGAGCCAUCGCAGUGACCCUCCUUCUGGUGUUCCUCACCGGAACCCAGGCUCGCCACUUCUGGCAGCGUGAUGAGCCCCAACAUACUUCCCUCGAGAACCUCCAAGAUGCGGUUCGUGUCUACUUUGAAACAGCAAAGGCUGGAGCCAACGAAGCCCUGGCCCAGUUCGAUUCCUCUGCCUUGGCACAGAAACUUGACCUGAAGCUGGCUGAGAGCUACGACAUCUUAAGCGCCACAGUGACCAAGUUCCGCGAAGAGUUCUCCCCACAAGUGGAGACCCUCCGGACUCAACUCAAUGCAGACUGGGAGGCCCUGCGCCAGUCCCUGACCAAGGACAUGGAGGAAGUCAAGGCCAAGGUCCAGCCCUUUUUCGAGGAUUUUGGUAAGAAGCUCCAACAGGAGGCCGAGGCCUACCGGAUCCGCAUGCAACCCAUCGCUGAUGAGAUGAAGGCACUCACCCGCCAGAACCUGGAGACCAUGCAGGAGAAGCUGCGCCCCAUGGCUGAAGAUGCCCGGGACAGAACCCGUGCUCUUGUAGAUGAGCUGCGCAAGAACCUGGCCCCUUACAGCGAUGAGAUGCGCCAGAAAAUAAGUGAGAAGCUGCAGGAGAUCAAAGAGAAGGGCAUGCCCGAGGUGGCACAGUACCACACCCGCGUCCAGGAGCAUGUCAACGAUUUCCGGGAGAGGGUUGCCCCCAUCUUGGAGAAGCUGCGGCAGGAUAUUGCCCCCUUGGUCCAGAAGGCAAAGACCCGCUUGCUGGAGGUUGUGGCGGCGGUGCAGAAGAGCCUGGAAGGGCCCCAGCAGGAGCAGCAGCAGCAGUCCUAGUGGGCCUGAUGCUUCCAUCUCUGUCCCCCUUCUCGACCCCUUCCUAAAUCCCAGAGUCCCAGCAACCCCUGCCUCAAACUCUGGGCCUCCCUCCCACUUUGAUAUUUGCCACUGAGCUUUCCUAAGGUGUUGAAAUGUAUGAGAGAAAGAGGGGUGGGGUUGGGGGGCAAGAAGCACUCCACUCUCCAUCCCAGGGGAGUUAGAGGGUGGAAGGAUCCCACCCUGUGCCCCCCAAGCUGGAGUGGAGGCCCAUGUGUGUCCAUGUGCAAGCACUUUCUCUUGCACACAAGCAAUACCUCUUCUCCCUCUUCCUUUUCUUUUUUUCCAAAGGAUAACAAUAAAAAAGCAGUGGAGGUUGUGGCAUUUGAA
Sceloporus undulatus (fence lizard) is the source of this 1316-nucleotide messenger RNA. It is a transcript of the gene APOA1, whose product is annotated as apolipoprotein A1. Gene Ontology annotation, molecular function: high-density lipoprotein particle receptor binding; lipid binding. The transcript has 4 exons. Gene Ontology annotation, cellular component: extracellular region. NCBI's taxonomy places the organism in Eukaryota, Metazoa, Chordata, Lepidosauria, Squamata, Phrynosomatidae. Bases 120 to 947 code for a protein of 275 amino acids. The record is from RefSeq and is a predicted model, not a curated record. Gene Ontology annotation, biological process: lipoprotein metabolic process; lipid transport.